Molecule: messenger RNA, 1134 nt
Organism: Brenthis ino (lesser marbled fritillary)
Lineage: Eukaryota; Metazoa; Arthropoda; Insecta; Lepidoptera; Nymphalidae
Source: the annotation of a GenBank genome assembly
AUGGCGCCGCGCCCGGUCCCCGCACUCGCGCUCCUCGCUGCCCUGCCGCUGCUGCUCGGAGUGCGGACAACAUCCGCCUGCGACAACAUAACGUACAUAUCGUCGCAAGUGGACCUGCUUUUGGCGGAGUACGACCGCGGCGUGGGACACUCCGCCGCUGUGGCCGUCAGCGCCGCACUCGACGUGCAGCACGCGUCCAUCGACGAGAGAGCCUCGGCCGUGCGCCUGCUGGCUGCCUUGUACCUGAAGUGGGAGGACAAGCGCUUGUCCUGGAACGUGAGCAGUUGGGGUUGUGACAACGUGCUGGUGCCUUCGGAGCGGCUGUGGCUGCCCGACGUAUGGGUACUGAGCGCGGCUACCGUCGGCUCCUCUGGCGGAGACACAGGCCUGCGAGCCAGGCUCAGCAGUGACGGACGCGUCUCCUGGGUUGUUCGGUUCGAUCUUACUGCCCCCUUGACUCUAGACCUGUAUGAUUGGCCCCAGGACAAACAUGAGGCCGUCUUCAAAUUUGGCUCACGAUCGCAUUCUACUGAUGAAUUGGACUUGAAGUUAACUGAUUUAGAGCAAUCUACAAUAUUCGAAUCUGGUAUGUGGGAGCUGCUAUCAGUCCAGAGCUCGGAGUCGACGAGGCAGCGGCUGGGGGCCGAGCAGGCGGUGGUGGAGUGGCGGGUGACGCUUAGGAGACGCGCGAGGGCGCACGCGCUGGCCGUGGUCUCAGUGCUAGCGGGCGCGGUGUUACUGCUUACCGCCGCGGCGCUGCUCCCGCCCGCUUCGCGCCCGCCGCUGUGCGCGACCGCCUCGCUAGUAGCCGCUUUAUGGUUAAUAUCAGCGCUGGUGCGCCUGCCAGGCUCGUCGUCGGCGCCGCGGGCGCUGUCGCUGUUGUGCGCGGCGUGCGUGUGCGGCGCGGGCGCGGCGGCCGGCGCGGCGCUCGUGCAGCGCGUGGCGCGCUGCACCUCCCCUCCGCCGCACUCGUUACGAGCUAUUGUCACAUACGCUUCCGCUUUUUGUAAGCUUAUACCGCCUGAGGGCAGCAGCGCGGAGUGGAGCGCGUGGGCGGCGGCGGCACAGCUGCUGGACUACCUGCUGCUCGCCGUCAUGCUACUCACACUCUAUAUCGUCUUGUUCCUGAGUUUC